Molecule: messenger RNA, 2280 nt
Organism: Carya illinoinensis
Lineage: Eukaryota; Viridiplantae; Streptophyta; Magnoliopsida; Fagales; Juglandaceae
Product: protein FAR1-RELATED SEQUENCE 5-like
Exons: 6
Coding region: 1-2280 (759 amino acids)
Source: RefSeq, a predicted model, not a curated record
AUGGGAAUAGGGGAUGAAAACCCAUCUCUCUCAACACCAUUCAGUGUAGAUCCCUUGACCAAGAAUGCUGGUUACCCUUUUCAGCAUGGGAUGGGCCGCCCGAAUCCUCUCAUGGCUACAAGCUCCGGAUCGGCCAAAAAAUUUGGUAAAGGGGAUACACCUAGUGAAAGUGCAGCGCCCUGUUUGUCAUCUAGAGUUCAGUCUCAAGGUGAAGAGGAUAGGCCAGAUUCAUGGGAAACAAGCGAUGGCAAUGCCGGGUCACCCCAGGUAGAAGAAAUGGGAUGUGGUGAUAUGAUUGAGGAGCCAAAAACAGGGAUGGAGUUUAAUUCUUUAAAGGAAUUAAAUAGCUAUUAUAAGUUAUAUGCUAAAAUAUGUGGAUUUGGAUCCAUGACACAAAGGAGUGAGAGGGAUGACAAAGGGAGUGUCAGAUAUGUCACUCUUGGUUGUGCUCGUGGGGGAAAGACUCGAAAUAAAACGACGAACAUGGGCAAACCACGGCCGACAGCUAACACUAACUGUAAGGCAAGGAUUAAUGCCUUAAAAGUUGAGGGAAAGAUGAAGUUGACCACAGUUAAUAAUACACACAAUCACAGACUGAGCCCACAGAAAUCGCGCUUCUUCCGUUGUAAUUGUGAAGUAAGUGAGGCUGUAAAAAGAGUACUAGAUACUAAUGACCUGGCUAGCAUCCGAAUGAACAAGAGCUUCGGGUCUCUUGUUGUUGGCGCGGGAGGGUUUGAGAACCUGCCAUUUUCGAAAAAGGUUUGUCGCAACUACAUAGAUAAGGCAAGACAUCUGCGACUUGGAUCAGGUGGUGCUGGAGCGCUUCGAGACUAUUUCUCUCGGAUGCAGUACAAGAAUCCCAGAUUCUUUUAUUUGAUGGAUUUAGAUGAUGAUGGGAGGUUAAGGAAUAUAUUUUGGGCAGAUCCACGCAGUUGGGCAGCAUAUCAAGAUUUUGGUGAUGUGGUAACAUUUGACACUAUGUACUUGACGAAUAGGUACGGGAUGCCCUUCGCACCCUUUGUUGGUGUAAAUCAUCAUGGCCAAUCGAUUCUAUUGGGGGCAGGGUUAAUUUCUAGUGAGGACACAGACACUUUUAUUUGGUUAUUCCAGACUUGGCUGCAGUGUAUGGAUGGUCUAGCCCCGCCAACUAUUAUUACUGACCAGGACAGAGCAAUGAAGAAUGCAAUCGCUGUUGUAUUUCCAAAAACUCGGCAUAGAUUUUGCUUGUGGCAUAUACUUAAGAAAGUCCCUGAGAAGCUAGGCUCUCAUCGUGCCUACAAAAGUGGCCUGAAAAGUCAGCUAAUGAAAUGUGUGUAUGACACUCAAAAUAUUGAAGAAUUUGAGAACUCCUGGGAGCAGUUAAUUAGCACAUAUACCUUGCAAGAGAAUGGCUGGUUGCAAAGUUUGUACUCUGAGCGCACGUAUUGGGUACCGGUCUUCCUGAAGGAGUAUUUUUGGGCUGGCAUGAGUACCACACAACGGAGCGAGAGCAUGAAUGCAUUUUUCGACGGGUAUGUUCAUGCAAAGACAAACUUGAAAGAGUUCGUUGACCAAUAUGACAAUGCAUUGAGAAAGAAAAUCAAGAAUGAAAUCAGCGCGGACUUCCACUCCUUUAGAGUUACAGUUCCAUGUAUAUCUAGAUCUCCUAUAGAGAAGAUAUUCCAAGAGUUGUACACGAAUGCAAAAUUUAGAGAAGUUCAGCAACAAGUUAUGGGUGUGCUCGAUAUGGAUCCAUAUCUACUUAGACGGGAUGGUGUGAAGAAGACAUAUCUGGUAGAAGAUGAAAUGAUUACUCGUGCAACGGGUUCAAAAGAGCAUAUUGAAGAUGCGACAAAAAAGUUAAAUGCAAUGAUUGAGUUAUAUGGCGACAAUCAAGAACCCCCUUCAAUGACCAAAAUAGGGGAGGAGACAACCAUCAUUGGUAGUUCGAAGCAAGUUAUCAGUCCACGAGUUGUGCGAAGAAAAGGCAGACCCCCAUCCCUGAGGAGAGCAUCCAGGAUGGAGCAACACAUCCGGAAAGGAAAAGCGAAGACAAAGAAAGCAAAUUUAUUAGGAAAACGUAAAGAGAGAGAUGGAGGAUAUACGCCAGCCCAAGACACAUUUAGGAAUUUAUUUGGGCCAGCAGAGAUGGAUGGAAACAUGCAGACUAUUCGAGUCAGCUCAACAUUUGACAUUAGCGGAAAUCAAAAUAUGGCUGGGAGUCAAGAAAGUAUACUAUUUGGGUUGGAUGGAUCACAACCUGUACUAGAAGGAGUGGAUGGAUCACAACUGCAGGAGUGA